AUGGCGUUGGAUUAUGAUGAAGUUUUUGAUUUUCUUGAAAAACUUGUUCUGUCAGAGAUAGUGAUACUAAUAUUAAUAAUUAUCUUUGCAAUCCUGGGCAACGCUUUGGUUUUGGUUGCGACCUGGAGAGAAAGAAGUCUUCAUGAACCAACUAAAUAUUUUGUUGCUUGUCUGGCUGUCGCUGAUCUUUUGGUUGGAAUGAUUUUGGUCCCACUUCGGUUGUAUCAACUUGUGAACAUAGAAAAUGGAGGAAUUACGUCUAUUCAUCUUUGCCGUUUUUACAUUUGGUUAGAUGUAUUUUUGGAAACAGCGUCUAUUUAUACCCUGACGUUCAUCAGUUUUGAUCGAUACCUGAAGAUCAGCAAGCCGCUUCAGUAUAAAUCACAAAUGACAACUUCCACAUCACUGAAAAUAAUUUUCAUCAUUUGGCUAAUCGCAGCUACCUAUGCGACUUUGGCCAUGUUUCCCUAUGCAGAUAGUCCUG
Messenger RNA from Paramuricea clavata, 484 nucleotides. NCBI's taxonomy places the organism in Eukaryota, Metazoa, Cnidaria, Anthozoa, Malacalcyonacea, Plexauridae. The record is from the annotation of a GenBank genome assembly.